AUGCGUCGCGUGUCUCUCUGGCUGUCGUCGCAUACGGCGGGUCGUCCCGGCUUCACACCAUACCAAAUUGUGUUGAAGGCCGUGGAGCACGACGGGCGUGGUCUUCUCGCCGCUGCGGAAGUGUUCAAACAGUUUCAGCGUUUCUACCGAUCGUAUCAGCAGGAGGAGACGCAGCGUGCGCAGGCGCCUUCCGUGUGUGCAGAGCCUUCUCGCACAACCGCUGGUGACGCUGCCGCCGCUGCACCGCCUUUCAUGUCGGGGAAGCCACUCACAGCGUUUUGCGGUCGGGUGGAGGAUGUGGAGCCGAUGACGGUGUUGCUGCUCAAGGUCCUCUGCGACCUCCAAAAGCUGGAGGAGAUGCGCUUCCUCUUCACGCAGUGUUUGCUGGAGCAGGAGAAUCGCACCCCGUCCGUGGAGCUGUUUAACGUUUUUCUGCUUGCCAUUAGCAUGACCGACACCUUCAACGAGUAUGAGGUGGAGAACCUUGUCGAGCUACAGCGUGCAAAGGGUGUCGUGCCGGAUGUGGUGACCAAACUGUCAAUAUUUCUUCUGUAUCUGCGUCUCGGUCACGAAAGUUGUGUGGCAUGGUGGCCCGGGAUUCGUGAGGAAGUCGAAAUCAUCACCGAGACCGGCGCCGUUGCACGCUACCCGCUUCUCCCGCUGCGCCUGCAACACUGCUUCCAAACGCUUCUACGGCUGCACUACGAUACUGCUGUCAUUCAGGAGAGUUUUGAGCUGCUACACCGCGCUGCGCCGGAGCGUGUAACACCGUCGAUUGUGCUACCGUACCUUCUCCUUAGUGCGAUGAACAUGUCGACACCGCCAUCCUCAGUGGUGAAAGUGUUAGAGCUGUUGCAGGCACGGGAACGACAGCCAUCUUCGUCGCCUGAGGCAGCCGCUAGCGUGGAGGCCGCUGGCUCCUCCUCGUCUUUCUCCCCCAGUGCAGCAAUGACAGCCGUGCGAGAGCCGGUGCUGAGCAGCGAGAUUACGGUGUUCCGUCUGCUGGCCAAGUGCGCCAAACACGGCGAUGCGGACGCCGCUACGUACAUGCGCUCCUACAUCAACACGUACCGCCGGUUUGGACUUGUGGCGAAGGAAAACGAGCCCGUAGCGGCACUGCUCUACGUAGAGGCGCUCACCAAAGCGGGGCGGGUGCGCUCCGCCCUGCGGGUGUUGGAAAGCGAAGUACCGGCGCCUUACAAUCGACCUGGUGAGCGACCGAAGCUCUUCCUGCAGUCCCGCCGCCUGUCGCUCUUGUCCACAGACCCCGUGCGAAACGUGGUCGCUGCUCUCACCCCACUCGUCGCGGCAACCCAUGUCGAGGAUCCUGCCAUGGUGCUUGUAGCGGAAAAGACGGCUGCUGAGUGCGCAGGGGAGCGCGAACCGGUUCCGGUUACCUCCGUUACACUCGACUUGCUUCUGGCCGCGUGCGAACUAGCUGGCGGCGCGACGCGCGCAGAGCAGGUGCUUUGCCUCUACCCGCGUUACGAGACCGCGCCCACCAGCACCACUUACGCGCUUCUACUGGAAGUAUACGCUGCAACUGCGCCGGUGGACGGGGCUUUGCGGCUACCGUCACUGCAGCGCGAGAUGGAGGAUGCCGGCAUCACUGUGGAUGCUGCUUGGCUGCAGGCGGCCAUGGCCGUCGCACUCAACGCCCGAGACAUCGGUACUGCUCUCCGUGUCGCGGAGUUGAACGUGGCACACAGGUCGUGUGUCGAUGUAAAGCACGGAGCGCGCCUCCUGCGGGAGCUGGCCGUAUCCGCUGACGCUGCUGCGAUGAGGCGGGCUGUACACCUGCUACGGUCAAGUAACUCAACCGUGGACUCGCGAAGUGUGGCGCUGUGCACGGCCGUGCUACGUAAUUUGGGCGUCUCCACCGCUGUACUGAAUAUGGACGCCGCAGCUCCCACUAUGUGA
This is a messenger RNA of Leishmania braziliensis MHOM/BR/75/M2904, 1920 nucleotides long. RefSeq lists its product as hypothetical. The transcript has a single exon. Bases 1 to 1920 code for a protein of 639 amino acids. Gene Ontology annotation, molecular function: protein binding. Lineage: Eukaryota; Euglenozoa; Kinetoplastea; Trypanosomatida; Trypanosomatidae. The record is from RefSeq and is a predicted model, not a curated record.